Messenger RNA from Hirundo rustica (Barn swallow), 2235 nucleotides. It is a transcript of the gene HS3ST5, whose product is annotated as heparan sulfate-glucosamine 3-sulfotransferase 5. The record is from RefSeq and is a predicted model, not a curated record. Gene Ontology annotation, molecular function: [heparan sulfate]-glucosamine 3-sulfotransferase activity. NCBI's taxonomy places the organism in Eukaryota, Metazoa, Chordata, Aves, Passeriformes, Hirundinidae. The coding region runs from base 376 to 1413 and encodes 345 amino acids. The transcript is spliced from 4 exons.
ACAGCGCAGCGUCGCGCAGCCCGCCUGGAGCCCCCUCCCUCCUUCCUCCCUCCCUCCUUCAAUCCCUCCCUCCUUCCCUCUCUCCUCCUCCUCCCUCGCUCCCGCCCGCCCGCCCGCCGCUCUGAAGGAUGCCCGGCCCAGCGAGUUGUACACCAUUUCAGCAGAGAUGUCUGAUCUUUCCAUCUUCAUACCUGGAGGUGCUUUAUUCCCUGAAUGGUCUUUUCAGUAACCACUAAAGACUUCUUGGGACUGAACAUUGGAACAGAUAAGUUAAAUCCUUCUGGAAUGUUCUUUAUCAAACAUAGAUGUACUGGACUUUCUGGAUGUGCCUAAGGACACAAAGACUGAAGAAGUCCUGAAGAUUGAUGGAGGGCCAUGCUAUUCAAACAGCAGGCGUUGCUGAGACAGAAGCUCUUUGUGCUAGGCAGCCUUGCUAUUGGAAGUCUCCUAUAUCUAGUUGCCAGAGUUGGGAGUUUGGAUAGACUGCAGCCCCUCUGCCCCAUCGAUGGCCGUUUUGGACCCCGUGGCCAGGACGAAAUCCCGUUGCGAGCCCUGCAGUUCAAGCGAGGUCUGCUCCAUGAAUUUCGAAAGGGCAAUGCCACCAAGGAACAAAUUCGACUGCACAAUCUGGUUCAGCAGCUUCCCAAGGCCAUUAUCAUUGGGGUGCGGAAAGGAGGCACCCGAGCACUACUGGAGAUGCUGAACCUUCACCCUGCAGUGGUCAAAGCUUCUCAAGAGAUUCACUUCUUUGACAAUGAUGAAAACUAUGCCAAGGGGAUUGAGUGGUACCGGAAAAAAAUGCCUUUUUCUUACCCUCAUCAAAUAACAAUUGAGAAAAGCCCCGCGUAUUUUAUCACCGAGGAAGUCCCUGAAAGGAUUUACAAAAUGAACUCAUCUAUCAAAUUAUUGAUCAUUGUCAGGGAACCUACCACAAGAGCUAUUUCUGAUUACACUCAGGUGCUGGAAGGCAAGGAAAGAAAGAACAAAACUUACUACAAAUUUGAGAAGCUGGCUAUUGAUCCUAAUACCUGCGAAGUGAACACUAAAUAUAAGGCAGUGAGAACCAGCAUCUACACAAAACAUCUGGAGAGGUGGUUAAAAUACUUCCCAAUUGAGCAGUUUCAUAUUGUGGAUGGAGACCGGCUCAUCACAGAACCAUUGCCAGAACUCCAGCUGGUUGAGAAGUUCCUAAAUCUUCCUCCGAGGAUAAGUCAGUACAAUUUAUACUUCAAUGCCACCAGAGGGUUUUACUGCUUGCGAUUUAACAUUGUCUUUAACAAGUGCCUGGCGGGUAGCAAGGGACGCAUCCAUCCAGAGGUGGAUACCUCUGUCAUUACCAAAUUGCGCAAGUUCUUCCAUCCUUUUAAUCAAAAAUUUUACCAGAUCACAGGGAGGACAUUUAACUGGCCCUAAACUAAACUUCAUACAACACUUUCUGUUGCACCUGAGGCAUGCAAUGGGAUGUCUCUGCUGAAAUAUGCACUUUUCAUAGAUACGGCUAGCAAAGUAACUUUUUUCAUGCAUAUGUGUACAUAAUGCAGUGUGUGACCAAAUAUAUGGUGGGAUCGACUUUUUCUACAGAGUAGUAACUAACAUAAAUUUACUGUCAAUAUAGUUGCAUCUUUUAAGAUAUAAUGAUAAAGGAAAAGGAGGUAUUUAGGGAAACAAAGUCAGACACUGUUAAAAUGGUCAGUGUUCCUCUUGCUUAGUGAAGUGUUUAUGUGACAUACUUAUUGAUCUAAGCAGAACAUUAGUUUAUGCCAUAAAAAUUCUUGUCAAAAGUCUGUAAAGCUGUGAGAAAGCAUAAUCUUGAGGCUAUAUUUGGUAUGUGUAUUGCUAAAGGAAUACUGACACUUAAAACACAGUGCUGAAUUUUUACAAUGAGAGUGAAUAGUACUAUUUUCUUAUUAUUUUAAAUUACUAUCUUAUCUCAUACAACCUACAUUGUUUUAGAGUUCCUGUGGUGAGUUUGCACUAUUGUUUUAUUGUAUGGACCAUAGUGUCACUUGUAGCAUGUCAAUCAUGUGUCAAGAAAAGGUCAAAUAAUUUUUUCUUCUAUACUUGUGUGUCGACAAAGCUAAACAUGGUGUACAUAGUGUACAAUGUUUGUAAAUACUGGUUUCACACUAAGUAAUUCUAUUUUGUAAAAUGAAUAUGACUAUUUAAUUUAUUGUGAAAAUUAAAUUUAUUGUGGUAUUUAAAAAUGGAAUGGAUUAAAAUUACCUAUAUGUGCAA